CAUCACCGAGAGGUCCGAGACCUUGCAAUAGCGGCAUCGUCGUCUGCAAAUCUCGAAGCGAAGAUGAAAAUUGUGGCGGCUUAUCUCCUGGCCGUCCUCGGCGGCAACCCCAACCCCUCCGCCGAUGAUAUCAGAUCCAUCCUUCAAUCAGUGGGAGCGGAGGCAGAGGAUAAGAGGAUCAACCACUUCCUCGCGGAAGUCAAGGGCAAGGACAUAACGGAAGUCAUCGCUGCCGGUCGGGAGAAGUUCGCUUCCGUGCCCUCUGGUGGCUCUGUGGCUGCCAUCGGGGUCGCCGCCCCUGGUAGCGGCGGCGCGGGCGGCGCCCCAGCUGCAGAGGAGCCUAAGAAGGAGGAGAAGGUGGAGGAGAAGGAGGAAUCCGACGAGGUAAAACUCCCUGUCUUUCCCUCCCGCAAAUUUUCGUUUCCGACAUAA
Zingiber officinale is the source of this 432-nucleotide messenger RNA. RefSeq names its product 60S acidic ribosomal protein P2B-like. The coding region runs from base 64 to 432 and encodes 122 amino acids. The transcript has 2 exons. NCBI's taxonomy places the organism in Eukaryota, Viridiplantae, Streptophyta, Magnoliopsida, Zingiberales, Zingiberaceae. Gene Ontology annotation, molecular function: structural constituent of ribosome. Gene Ontology annotation, biological process: cytoplasmic translational elongation. The record is from RefSeq and is a predicted model, not a curated record. Gene Ontology annotation, cellular component: ribosome; cytosolic large ribosomal subunit.